GAUUUACAGAUGGCGAUUGGACUCCUUGGAAGCUGGGAGGGGUGCGGGGCUGGAGGGAGUCAAAGAAAAAGCUGACCUACUGCAACUAUGGCAACGUCAGCGCUUGAGGCUUGAAGAGGGAGACGAGCUAAAAGAGGUAUAGUCUUUCUUAUGGAAGAAUAGCCACUUAUUUCGUGAUGGCAUUUGCACCUCCAAAAAGCAUAGAUGGUCCCAAAAUGCAGACAAAGAUGAGUACCUGGACACCCCUAAACCAUCAGCUUUUGAAUGAGCGGGUAUUUGAAGAAAGAAGAGCCCUGCUUGGAAAAUGGUUUGACAAAUGGACAGACUCUCAAAGGAGAAGAAUCCUCACGGGCCUGUUGGAGCGCUGCUCCCUGUCACAGCAGAAGUUCUGCUGUCGAAAGCUUCAGGAAAAAAUUCCAGCAGAAGCCCUGGAUUUUACUACCAAGCUUCCGAGGGUGUUAUCUAUAUACAUCUUUUCUUUCUUGGAUCCCCGAAGCCUUUGUCGUUGUGCACAGGUGUGCUGGCACUGGAAGAACUUAGCCGAGCUGGACCAGCUGUGGAUGCUCAAGUGCUUACGGUUUAACUGGUACAUCAAUUUCUCUCCUACUCCUUUUGAGCAGGGCGUCUGGAAGAAGCACUAUAUUCAAAUGGUGAAAGAACUUCAUGUUACCAAGCCUAAGACACCUCCAAAAGAUGGAUUUGUAAUUGCUGAUGUUCAGCCAGUUAAAAGCAAAUCUCCAGAGGAAAAGCAGUCUCCUCUAUCAGUUCUUUGGUCCUCUUCCUCUUUAAGAAAGAAUAACAAACCAGGGAAGAAAGAACUUCCACCAUGGCGAUCCUCUGAUAAGCAUCCAACUGAUAUCAUUCGCUUUAAUUACCUAGACAACUGCGACCCCAUCGAGAGUGUCUGGCACGGAAGAAAGAAAAGGAAUGAAAUGACCCCAGACUUCAGCCGACAGUCACAUGAUCAGAAAAAUAAAUUGCAGGACAGAGCUAGGCUAAGAAAAGCACAGUCACUGGGUGACAGUUUGCCCUCACCAACCUCCUAAGUGACGCAAGAUGACUAUGAAAAUGAAGAAAUGCUGCACAUCAGACCUGAAAGAAGAGGAAAUCCAAAUAGGGCAUUGACGGAGAGUAGAGAGUAAAACUCUGGCAACUACAGCCACAGAGAUCAUUUUGUUAUGACAGACACAGCCCAGCUGCGCUUCCAAUGCAGAAAAUCAGGUAUUCAUCUGACACAAAGUUCCCACCCCGUGUAGACAGGUUUAUGGAGGAAGACUGCAGGAGGGACAGGUGAGCAGGAGAAACUCAGGGAGCACCUUCUAAAGGCAAGGAUGACAGUGACAUACCCUCAAACCUAGGAGGUUACCUGACACCUGAACACCUGGAGCCUUCUUGCUCCCAUCGUCGGAAAAGCAGGUGUGUGACACGUGAAGUCAGAGCUUCGUUAAAUGGAAACGGCUGGAAAAGAUCACAGGCAUGUGAAAGGGCACAAAGAAUAUUCCUUAGGUCCCCUCUCCAGGAACGUGACCGUCAGACCACCGGGACACUUCCCUUUUUGCCUGUCAUUACAGCUUUCGGAUAUGAGCGUUCUCUCGGAAAAGAGAAAUGUUCUCAGGGAAAUGGUUUCAAAUCUACGCGUAUUGCUGUGAGCAUGUGAUGUUUUCUAUUAUUUAAUAGGGUUCAGCUUUCAAAGCCUGCCCCCUUGGAAGGGUACCUGAUUUCCUCUUCUGCUUUCAGUUCUAAAGGAGACCCCAAUAUGUGAUAAUUUUCAGGGCU
Molecule: messenger RNA, 1776 nt
Organism: Lemur catta (Ring-tailed lemur)
Lineage: Eukaryota; Metazoa; Chordata; Mammalia; Primates; Lemuridae
Gene: FBXO16
Product: F-box protein 16
Exons: 8
Coding region: 177-1046 (289 amino acids)
Molecular function (GO): protein binding
Source: RefSeq, a predicted model, not a curated record